This is a messenger RNA of Dissoconium aciculare CBS 342.82, 852 nucleotides long. RefSeq lists its product as uncharacterized. The annotation marks the transcript as partial. Lineage: Eukaryota; Fungi; Ascomycota; Dothideomycetes; Mycosphaerellales; Dissoconiaceae. The transcript has 3 exons. The record is from RefSeq and is a predicted model, not a curated record.
ACUCCGGAGGAAGUGGACGAGAAAGUGGCUGCGGUCGAAAAGUCGGGUCUCGAGACGGGCUACGACGUCGCCGCGAUUGUGAGUUACAAGGUCUUCCGGAAGCUGAAGGACGAGGGCGUCAUCCCAUCACAUGUGCGCUUCCAGGUUGCGUUCCCGACCAUACCGAAUGUCAUCUUGCCGUUCAUCAGCAAAGUCUUUCAGGAGCGGAUCGCGCCUCUCUACGAGAAAGCUCUGUUCAAGGCGAUGCGAAAUACCCAGGAUAGCAUCCCUCACGAGGACCUCUCCAUCCAGAUAGACAUCGCCGGCGACACGGCACUAUGGGAAGCGACGAAACGUGAGGCCAAGGGGACCGCACUGGAAUACUACCAGCCAUGGUGGCAAGGUGACGUGCGGGACUACAUGGUCGCGUACAUGAUGCGCAUGUUCGCCGAGGUGGAUCAGGACGUCGAGCUCGGGAUCCACAACUGCUACGGCGACAUGGAUCACAAGCAUUGGUUCGAGCCGCCUUCCCUCGAGGUCGUGGUCGAGCGCGGCAUCCGGAUCUACGAGGAAACGCCGCAUCCCAUCAACUACUUCCACUGCCCCGUGCCCAAGUCCGCGACGGCCCAAUACGGGCCCGGCGACAACCUCGACGCAUACCUCGCGCCGCUGAAGGAUCUCGUGCCCCACCUAGAGAAACACAACACGGAGCUGUACCUCGGCGUCGUCCACGAGGAGCACCUCGAGCUCACUCGGGCGAUGAUCGCGGCCGCCCAGAAGGUCGUGCCGAACUUCGGCGCCGCCAUGGAGUGCGGCGGCGGGCGGAUGCAGAAGGACAAGUUCGAGAAUGCGCUCUCCAUCGCGAAACAGGUC